Moneuplotes crassus is the source of this 475-nucleotide messenger RNA. The record is from the annotation of a GenBank genome assembly. NCBI's taxonomy places the organism in Eukaryota, Ciliophora, Spirotrichea, Euplotida, Euplotidae.
CUUCCAUCUUGGUCAAUGAUUCAAAGGUCAAAGAGAGUAGAUAGCCUCUCCGAGUAUUUCUCGUUCUCGAAGUUUACUCUCUCAAAGACAUCUAUCUGCUCCUUCAAAGCUUGAAUUUCUUGCUCUUUUUUCUCAUUCUCUUCUGGAGCUCUUUUAAUGAUUGAUCAUCUUCUUUCUCUUCCUCCUCUUUCCUCUUUCCUCUUCUUUCUGACUUUUGAGUUCUUUAACAUAUAGUGAAAUAUCCUUGAGAAUUUUAAAGGAGAAUUGAGGCUGACUCCCAUCUAAGCCUUACUUGAGUGCAAAUCUGGCCCUUCAAAGAUUUGUUUAAGUUUGAGGAGAAAUUUAACUGUUAAGUUCUUUUUACCGAUGUACCCCUAUUCUUCUUGGUCCUCCUUUCCCUCACAUACUCCUGAAAUUAGUCUGAGAUCAAGAUGUGAACUAAAAGUUGUAUACAACUCAAAAUACUAAUAUCCAU